AUGAACGCCGCCAGCCGGAGGGCUUUGCAAGGAAGAACUGGGUUUAUAAAUAAUGCAUUUCCUUUGUCUUGCAGGAAUUCUGGAGGCAGAGGUACAAUCAGAUCAGCUGUGAACAGCUUACAUAGCAAAUCUAAUAGAGCCGAAGUUGUAAUAAAUGGCUCCUCAUCUCCAGCUGUCGUUGACAGAAGUAAUGAAAGCAUUAAACACAACAUCCAGCCAGCUUCGUCCAAAUGGAGACACAACCAGACGCUCUCUCUGAGGAUCAGGAAGCAAAUUUUAAAGUUCUUGGAUGCUGAGAAGGAUAUUUCCGUCCUCAAGGGGACCCUGAAGCCUGGAGACAUUAUUCAUUACAUCUUUGACCGUGACAGUACAAUGAACGUGUCCCAGAACCUGUAUGAGCUGCUCCCCAGAACCUCGCCCCUGAAGAACAAGCACUUCCGGACCUGUGCCAUUGUGGGCAACUCGGGGGUCUUGCUGAACAGUGGUUGUGGGCAGGAGAUUGACAUGCACAGCUUCGUCAUCAGGUGCAACCUGGCUCCCGUGCAGGAGUAUGCCCGGGAUGUAGGACUCAAGACCGACCUGGUUACCAUGAACCCCUCGGUCAUCCAGCGGGCCUUCGAGGAUUUGGUCAAUGCCACGUGGCGGGAGAAGCUGCUGCAGCGACUGCACAGCCUCAAUGGCAGCAUCCUGUGGAUCCCUGCCUUCAUGGCCAGGGGUGGCAAGGAGCGUGUGGAGUGGGUCAACGAGCUCAUCCUGAAGCACCACGUCAACGUGCGUACUGCGUACCCCUCGCUGCGCCUGCUGCACGCUGUCCGCGGAUACUGGCUGACCAACAAAGUCCACAUCAAAAGACCCACCACUGGCCUCUUGAUGUAUACCCUGGCCACACGUUUCUGCAAUCAGAUCUACCUCUACGGCUUCUGGCCCUUUCCACUGGAUCAGAACCAGAACCCUGUCAAGUACCACUACUAUGAUAGUCUCAAAUAUGGCUACACUUCCCAGGCCAGCCCCCACACCAUGCCCUUGGAAUUCAAGGCCCUCAAGAACCUGCACGAGCAGGGGGCAUUGAAACUGACUGUCGGCCGGUGUGACGGGGCCACGUAAGGUGGGCACCCCGUGAGACUCAGUGGCUCACAUUUCCUGCCAGCUACACCACAGGCAGAUGGGAGUCGGGUGGCACAAACAAUAGAACAAGCAGGCUAGUGGUUUCCUUUGUUAAAGUGUAAAACAGUGACCAGAAUAUAUAUAUCUGUACCUGCAUAUAUAUAUUGACCUGAGUAUUUAUAACUGUGUGGUGUUCAUCUAGCAUUAGGCAGAUAAGCCACAGGAAGAAGGUGUGGAGAACCCACCUGAACCAGAUUGAAACUCAGUCCAUCUUUGGGGGCGGAAAGACUUGACAUGCAAAGAAGCCGGUCCCAUGACUUUGAAUGACAACCUGCCUCCUCAGUUGGGAGGAUCUUUGGGCUCGUGGAUGAAUGGAGAGCCACCUAUUGUCAGCUGCCUGGACCUCUGGGAUAUGUGGAUUCUGGGUAGCCGAGACCCAGAGAGGACAGUGUGACCCAGUCUAAAGCCGUGCUGUUCACGGAGGAGCGGUUAGAGAAUUUAGCUGGGCAAAGGAGCACAAAGAAGCCAAGCAGAGGCCACAGCAGAGCUGAGGGCCUUACUUCAUGAACUUAGAGUUUGAUUGCCCAUGGGACAAGCCGUGGGUGACAUCCAUGUCCCCGACAGGCCUCCACAGCUAUGGAGAGAAGGCUAAAGGAGACACGAUGGACAGUCCAUAUUCUGGCUAAGCAAGAACCACCAAGAACCUUGGGUGGAGCAGGCAGAUGACCCUAAAGAGGUAGAGUGCUCUAAAUCAUGUUUUGAAAAAUUGAGAACUUCUUCCAAGGGCGUGCUCCACCUCAGAAAAAGGAGGAAGAGUGUCCAAAAUGUGGUCAUUGUGUUGGGUGUUUUUUGAAGCAACUGAGGUCUGCCAAGAAGGACAUCAUGGGAUUUUUACCUUCUAGGUUAGCCUCCAUCUCACCCUCUUAGAAUGUCACACGAGAGACUGUAUGUCCCUUGUGCCACCAGGGGAGACACAACAAAAAAUUUGAAAGGGCACUGUCAAGAUAAAUGUCAUCCUUUUUAAAAUAUAUAUAAUUGCCUUUCUGGGGGCCUCACAGAGCCUCAGAAUGUAAGACCUGAAAGAAUGUGAAGCCUCCAGCCCUGUGUCUCUGCAGCCACUCUCUUUAUUUACUGUCUGCAUCCUGCGCUCUGCAGGGCCCCUGCAGCCAGACUGGCUGUAUCAAUGUCACUUUCUUGCCACUAUCGCAUCCUGAUGGUCAUACUCACCCUCACGGAGCUCCUCAUGAGGUUUUUGGAGGAGGUUUUCAACUCUGCAGGGAAGGGUUCCAAUGUCCACCCCACACCCACCACCUUCCUCUCCCCACAGAGGCAGUGAUGGUGGAAUUUUGCAAAAUCCUUUUCUUUUUUUUCCUCUUGCUAAGAUUCUCAUUUAAGACUUUUGUUUUUAUGAAAACCCAAAGUCAAAUGCUGGACAUAAUCUCCUGGAGAAAUCUGGGCUCCAUGCCAAUAAUUGAGGGGCUGGAAUCACAGGUCACACGUAGAGAAGCAUUAGUCAGCUUGAUUUGUUAGAUGUAUUCCCUCGCCUGAUAAAUAACAGUGUUUUAAAACAUAUUUGAAAGAUAAGUAAAAAACCAUUAUCUUGAAGGUGAAGAGAGUUAAGGAAAGUAAUCAAGAUCUGCUCCCAAGCAUAUGAGACUGGACAUAAUUAGUCAAUGGCAAAGAAUGGCUGAUGGGAAAACACAUGGAAGUGGGGGAGGAUACCCAAACCAUUAACCCACACACAGACACUCCAGCCCGAAACCAGGACAGCCCCCAUACAUCUCUGCUUUUGUCCCCUUUGUUCUUGUUGUUGCUUGAAGCCUGAAGUUUGGGAUUUGCAUUAUAAAAUGAAUAUUUAAGAAGGCAAGCUCUCUAAUGGCCUCGGUGGGAACUGAGUGGUUCAACCUCCUCAUGAGCAGUGGAAAUAAUUAGUAUCAUAAUUUACACGUCUCCAGAGCCUUUCGUCUUGAGGUUCUCAAAUGCCCUAGAAGAACGUUUAAUUUCUAAAGUUUACAGUGCCCCGGGGAGCAGGUAGAAUUACCAGCCAAGGCCUUGGGUUAGCCAAGGCCUUAGAUUCCAGAAUGUUCUAUGGUAAGUCUCAAGGUGAUCCCAGGUGUCAAGUCCUAGAGUUGGCCAUGAGAUCUGUCCACCAGGCCAGUGCCCUCUGUCUGCGGGAGAGUUAGAGGGCCAGAGCAGUUUGGAGAACCUCAUAGACAGGUUCUUUCCAAAAAAAGACUAGAGGCCCCAGGACCAUCCACACAUGUACCGCUCCCUAAUAGAGCUAGUCUUGUGCUGCCAAAAUGCUUUGGCUGUGUGGUGGCAGGAACUCCAGGGGAUGUCGCUUUCCCUCUCUCCUCAUCUUUUUCCACCUGGGCAAGCACAGCCAGGAGGCUGGCUGUCCUUCCUGCCUAUUUAAAGCUCACUUGGAGCCAAGGUUCCUCUGCAGUCUCUGGCAUAGACUGGCUCACCUUGUGUGGACCCAGGGAGUCACAGUCUGUACCCCUUACCAUGAUCUGCUGCCUCGUCGCUACAGCCAGGCUUUCCAUCAUCCUCAGCUGGCUCAGUCACACCUCUAGUCGCCCACCGUCACCCACCUGAGGCCCUUCAAACCUUUUCCAUUGGCCUCAAGCCCCACACUCAACCUCCUCCUUUACUGGAGAGAUGGAGCCCUCUGAAAUGAGAUCUGUCCUCAAAAUCUCUUGGGCUCUUCCCUCAUCCUUCACCUUCUUCCUCCCAUUUCUGAGGAAGGUUCCUCCUCUGGCCAGAUGUGUUUUCUCUCACCCGCUCCGGCCCUCUCUGCCAUCUCUGUCCCCUGUAUGUACCAGCAUGGGAUCAUUGCACACAUCCUGGCUCCUGUAGCCUGUUCACUCACCUCCCUCCACCACCUGACCUGGGCAGGGCCUCCAGCACCCACUGCUGCCCUUCCUCCUGACAGUGUGCCUCACCUUCCACAUCUAGCCCACUCUGAGGCCAAUGUCUCAGCACCCUCCAUGUUGCCAACUUGAAAGGUCACUUUUCACCAAAAAAAAAAAUCUAGAGUGACCCCUCCAGGAUAGUGCCUGGCAUCAAAAUGACGAGGAUGCAGAUGCCAUGUUCUGGUAGCUUUUCCCCUCACUUCCCAACCCCUCCUGACCAUUUAUUUAUGUAUUUAUUUAUAUAUUUAUGAGUUAUUUAUUGAUACUCCUACGUUGAUCUAAAAAAAAAAGCAAUCAAGGAGGAUCUGACCAUUCUUCUCCUUGCGCCACAGUGUAGACAUUCCUUGUACUGAUAGCCUCCCCUCAGGUCCCCUAAACCCUCCAUCAGCAGCCUCACACCUUCCUUUAGAUCCAGCCAUCACCCCUCUCCAGGCGCCUUGCCCUCCACUCCCCUCCACAGCCCAGCCCCUCUCCCAGCUCCAGGCUUACCAUAUGCGAAGCUUGUUGACACCUCCUGUCUGCUCUGGAAGCAGCGCGAUUGACUCAGCAUGUUCUGAAGUAAGGGAGUCAUCCCUGUCUCCCCUUCCUCCAUGAUCCCUCCUUUUUCUGUUGGAAGACCCACGUCUCCUUCAACCAUGCAGCCUGAGACCCUAAAUCAUCUUUGACUCCUCUUCCACGUAUACCCUUCUUACUCCUUCUCACUAGCAUCAACUUCACCUCUUUAACUGUCCUUUGGAUCUUCCAGCCCCUCCUCUCCCACAUUUCCCUGUGCAUGCUUCCAUGUUCUCCAGUCCCUCCUGAGCAUGCCCAGUGAUCUGCACCUCCACAGCUCUUCAAGAAACCUAAGUUCUCCUGGCCCACAAUCAAACGUGCAAGUCUUUGUCCUGAUAUUACCGACCACUCGAUAAGGUUCCAUUCUUCCUUUACACCCUGCAUCAGCCAAUCCAGAAAAGAUGUUGUUCCUCGAAGGGACACCUGCCUUUCCUGUCUCUGUGCCUUUGGUCUUGCAGCUCUCAUCCCCUGGACCGCUCUUGAGUUUCUACCGAGGCCCACGCAGAGACCACAUCUUUCAUGAAGCCCCUGAUCCACCAACCGCUGGGAUCUCUCCCUCCGCUGAACCACCAUAGCACUUUAUUUGUACCUUUCUCAUGGCACUUACCAUAUUCUGCCUUGUAUUAUAGUUAUUUGUGCACUUGUCCUAUGACUGUUCUUAGACUGUAAGCUCGCCAAGGGCAGGGACUGUUUUAUUCAUCAGUACUCCAUCACAGCACCAGGUGUGGUGCCUAGCACACAGCAGUUGCUCAAUAAAUGUUUGUUGGAUUAAA
Messenger RNA from Ictidomys tridecemlineatus (thirteen-lined ground squirrel), 5344 nucleotides. Lineage: Eukaryota; Metazoa; Chordata; Mammalia; Rodentia; Sciuridae. The record is from RefSeq and is a predicted model, not a curated record.